This is a messenger RNA of Dictyostelium purpureum, 4005 nucleotides long. RefSeq lists its product as uncharacterized. The record is from RefSeq and is a predicted model, not a curated record. Gene Ontology annotation, cellular component: cytoplasm; exon-exon junction complex. Gene Ontology annotation, biological process: nuclear-transcribed mRNA catabolic process, nonsense-mediated decay. Gene Ontology annotation, molecular function: protein binding; RNA binding. Bases 1 to 4005 code for a protein of 1334 amino acids. NCBI's taxonomy places the organism in Eukaryota, Evosea, Eumycetozoa, Dictyosteliales, Dictyosteliaceae. The transcript has 4 exons.
AUGAGUUAUGUUUAUGUACCAAAGGUAAAUAAUAAUUCAGUACCACAACAAAUGAACCAACAACCACCACAACAGCAACAACCUGUUGGUGGUGUAGCUCAACAACAAUCAAACCAACAACUACCAGAACAACAACAACCACCAAAAGAAAAAAGACCACCAAAGCCAAAAGUACCAAGAGUUCCAAAGGAUUUAAAGGAUCCAAACUCCGAUUUUAAUGAUAAUAGCAAUAACAAUAAUAAUAAACCAAAAACUAGACCCCCAAAAGAACCUAAAGAUGGUAAAGAAGUAAAGGAUAAACCAGUUAGAGUUAAAAAAGAAAAACCAGUUGUAGGUGAUAAAUUACCUCAAAAUAAUCAACCUGCACAACCAGGACAACCAGCACAAUCACAACCACAACCACAACCACAACAGCCAAAACAACCAAAACAACCAAAUCAACCAAAUCAACCAAAACAACCAAAUCAACCAAAACCAAAACCAAAUGAUAUUCAACAAAAUACUAGAAAAGAAGAUUAUUCAAAAAAUAAAUUUGGUCAAUAUAAAUAUGUAGCCAAAGAAGAUAAAGAGAAAUUAGAAAAAGAAAAAAUUGAAAAGGAGCAAAAAGAGAGGGAAGAUAAAUUAGAAAAAGAAAAAUUAGAAAAAGAAAAGAAAGAAAGAGAAGAGAAAGAAAGAUUAGAGAGAGAACAAAAAGAAAAAGAACAGAAGGAGAAAGAAGAGCAAGAGCAAUUGAACAAGAAAAGAAUUCAACGUCUAAGAGAUGAAUUAUCAAUGCAAUCAAACCUUAGAGCCAAUAAUCAAAAGUAUGCCAAGUCUAAGCAAGGAACUAAAGAUUUAGAUUCCAAUUUCAAAAAGGUAUCGACAUUUGUCAAAAAGAUUAAAACCAUUACCGAAUGUCGUGAAGGUAUAGUCAAUGAAGUUUCACAAUUGAAUUUAUCUCAUUACGUUUCUGAAAUCGUACCAUCCCUAUUAAAGUCAAACUUUAAACCUCAAGAUACCAUUUAUGUAGUCCAAGUAUUAUCUAUCAUGUAUCAAAAGUAUGAAGAUGUAGAUUCCUUAAUUCAAGAAAACAUUCCACCAUUCUUUACUCCAUUCAUCAUUCCUUUGACAGAUUCUGAAAGUGAAAGAAAUUCUAAAAUCACCAAACGUAGAUAUAUUCUUCGUUUAAUGUUAGAUUUAUUCUGUAUUGAUAUCAUUCACUCAUAUCAACCAGUUUAUAAAUUAAUUACAAAACUUUCAUCUCUUGCCGUUGAACAAGAUAAAGAUCAAGGUUAUGCAAAUUUAUUAACUUUUUUGAAUUUCUUAAAACAAUUCCAACAAAUUUUCAAUUAUAAAGAUAAGGUUCAAGAUUUAAAAAGUACAUUUUUAACAUUAAUCACAGAAGAAGAAUUUAACAACACUAGAAAUAUAAUUACAAAUUAUUAUCAAACAUUGUGUAACUUUUUAAAUAAAGAAAAAUCUUCCUUAAGAGAUAAAGAAAAAGAAAUUAAAUUAUUUUAUAGAACUAAAGGUGAAGUACCAGAUGAAGCUUCAAGUAGCUAUGAUCAAAUGAGAAAGCAAUAUGAAAAAUUAAUUACAAAUAUUUCAAAUUAUGCAGAAUUAAUUGGUGAACCAGUACCAAAUAAUGAUUAUUCAUUCCAACUUGAAGAAGAGAUUAAUAAUGAACAAAAAACUGAACAACUCGAAGUUUUCGAUUCACCAUUCGAAAAUGAAGAACAAAAACAUUUUUAUGAAAUUACUUUUACCGUACCAGGCAAAGAUCAACAUUUACAUACACCUAAAGCUUCACCAUUAUCCCCAACUAACCAAUCAACCUCAUCUACUCCAUCAUUAUCAUCAACUCCAACUUUAACUUCUAUUAGUAGCCCAGAAACUAUUGAAAAUAAAGAAAAUAAGGAAAUUACAAGUCCUACUGCUACAAAAGAGUCCCCAACCACCACCACCACCACCACAACAACAGACUCUGCACCAAAUACACCAUCCAAAAAUUCAAAACCAACAGAUGAUGUAGAAAAAGAAAAACAAAAAAUUAAAGGCAUUUUAGAAGAUUUAUUAAGACAAUUAAAAAACACACAUAAGCCAUCAUCUAUAGAUUCAAUUGUUCAAGAGUUUAUUAAAGUACCACCAAAAUAUACCAAACCAUUCCUCCAACAAUUAUUACAACAAUCAAGAUUAGAUCAUAUACCAACAUUUUCCAGAUUCCUUUCAACAAUUUACCAAUCAUCAACUUAUAAAGAUUACGUCAAUAACUAUAUCAAAGAGAUUGAAGACGAUCAAAAAGGUUUGUUUGAAAAGAAAGAACCAAAUCUUCUCACAUUUAAAAUUAGAAAUAUCGUAUAUAUAGGUGAAUUUAUCAAGUUUGGUGUACUCCCAAGAACAACCGCUUUCUCUUAUUUACGUAUUUGUUUCGAUGAUUUCACCAAUCACAAUAUAGAUAUCGCUUGCUAUCUUUUUGAAACUUGUGGUAGAUAUCUUUAUAGAACCGCCGACUCACAAAUUCGUUUAAGAAAUAUGUUGGAUAUUUUAAUCAAGUAUAGAAAUGCAACUACAUUGGGUAGCUCAAAAGAACCAAUGGUUGAAAGUGCCUAUUUAGCUUGUAGACCAAUUGUAGUCAAAAAGAAACAGAUAGAUCCAAUAAAGAAAUUUGUUAAAUUCUUAAUAUUCAAACAUCUUUCUACCGCCACUUUAGAUAGAAUCGUUGAAAAGAUAUUGCAACUACCAUGGCCUGAAUGCGAAGGUUACCUUACUAAAUACCUCUUAGAUGUCCAGAAGGGCAAAUUUGGCAAUAUCUAUUUGAUUGCUGAUAUUCUCUUCCAUCUUAGAGACUACUAUCCCACAUUUGUACAAUCUGUAAUUUGGAAAUUAUACGAAGAAAUAACAGUAGGCUUUGAAAAAAAUGACUUUAAUCAAAACCAAAAGAGAAUUAUGCAAAUAACAUUAUUUGGUGAACUCUACAAUGCAUGUCUUUUAGAAACCAACCAUGUUUUCGAUUUAUUAAUUGGUGCUUUAGAAUACGGUUAUACUACAACCCAUUUGUUCCCAGCCAGUCUCAAUAGAGAAAGAGAACUAUUAAGAAACAGACCCAAACCAAACUUGGAUGAAUUCGAUCCUGUUAAUGACUGUUUUAGAAUUCGUUUUAUAUGUACAUUGCUAUUAGUCUGUAAAGAUUGCUUCCCACCAGAAGACAUCGAGCAAAAUCUUAAACCCUACAUGGUAUUCUUCCAACGUUAUACCCUAACAAAACUAUUACCAUUAGAAAUUGAAUUUAUGAUUUCAGAUUGUCUUCAAAUUAUUCCAGAUAUAAAAGUAUUUAAAACAUGGGAAGAGGCAAACAAUGAUUGUUUAAUUUUAUCAAAUGGUGGCACAAUAACUAAUGAACCAUUAAAUCAACAGGAAUCACCACCACAACCACAACCACAACCCCAACCACAACCACAACCACAGCCACAAAUUAAAAUACAAAAACCUCAAAAACCACAACCUCAACAGCAACAACAACAACAACCUCAAAAAACAACCUCAAACACAAAUCAAUCAUCAAGAUCACCAUCACCAUCACAGCCAUUGUCACCAACAAAAUCAAAUACCCCAUUACCUUCAGAAAAUAUAGAUCAAGAGAAGCUUAUUAUGAGUGAAUUAGGAGAUUUAGAAAAUGAAGAUGAUGACAUCAAUAUAGAAGAGGACAUUUUGAAGGAAUUUAAAGCAAUGGUUACAGAAGGUCAAGAAAAGAAAGAAAAACAAAAAUUAACAUUACCUUCAUUAUUUAAUAUAACUGGUGGUCCCAGUGCUCUUAGUGAUACAUCACCAAUUACACCAAUAGCUUCAAACGGUUUCGUUCCAUUCAAAAUAUUAUUGAAAAAAGGGGAUAAAUCAAUAUCUAAAAAUAUUGAAAUCCCUCAAGAUUCAACCUUUGUCCAAAAUAUUUUAAAUGCAAAAGAAGAACAAGAAAAAGAUAUUAGAGAAAAUAAAAAACAAGUUUUAAAACAAUUAGGUAAUUUAAAUUAA